AAAUAAGAACAGUAAUUUUAAUUUAGACAUUCUUUGACAAGAGAUAGUAAAGAUGAAGCUCCUCCUCGGUGUUGCAUGUCUGCUUUUAGUAAGCUCUGCACUGUGUUAUUCAGUGGCAGAAGAUGAUACUCCAGCCUGCAAUGAAGUGUUCAGCGCACAGGUUUGUGAUGACUUCGAUCAAAUAGAUGUGGACAUGGCUGAUGAGCUAGACCGCGCAAGGAGACAACUUCCACCAGGACCAGACCCAAAUCCCGACCCAACUAAACAACUUUUGGAAGAAUUAUUGAAGAAGAAGAUUCAAUUCAUCCUCAACCUUGGAUUUCUGAAGAAUGUACCCUUCAUUGGACAAAUGAUUCAUGAUCUGGUUGCUAACGAUCCUGACGGUGUUGCUAAGGCGUUGGCUGGAAAUAUCUUUGAUAUCAUUAAACUUGUUUUGUCAAGAGUCAAUAUCGGUUAAACCUGUAAUCAAAAGCGUACGAAAUAUAUCGCCUCAAAAAUA
Hydractinia symbiolongicarpus is the source of this 499-nucleotide messenger RNA. RefSeq lists its product as uncharacterized. NCBI's taxonomy places the organism in Eukaryota, Metazoa, Cnidaria, Hydrozoa, Anthoathecata, Hydractiniidae. The record is from RefSeq and is a predicted model, not a curated record. The transcript has 4 exons. The coding region runs from base 53 to 457 and encodes 134 amino acids.